AGCACACCUAAUUCUAUCCCCAAAUCAGUGUAAUCAAAACAACCUACACAUCUCCUUCAACCACUCCUUUUUCGUUUAACAACCGCCAUGGUUGCCAACCAAAAAUCCCUUCCUUCUCUUUCCAACAACAAUGCUAAGGAUCUCCAUUUCCGUGGCGUUCGUAAGAGGCCUUGGGGUCGAUACGCUGCCGAGAUCCGUGAUCCCACCAAGAAAAGCCGCGUUUGGCUCGGUACCUUCGACACCGCCGAGGAGGCUGCACGUGCUUACGACACUGCCGCCCGUCAGUUUCGUGGCGCCAAGGCUAAAACCAACUUUCCCCUUCCUGACGACUUCAUCGACGUUUCUCCUCACAACACCAACCAAAGUCCUAGUCCUACCAGCACCCUCGACUCCUCUUCCUCCUCCACCCAUGAGAAAACCCCCUCUCCGGAGAUCGCCCGAAGCUACGGCGUUGGAAGAACUUUUCCAUUCAUUCAACCUCAGUUUUUACAUGGGGGCGGCACCGUUCGUCCGCUUUUGUUCACGGACGUUUAUGGUAGAGCAGAAUUCGUAGCUCAUGGUUAUCCUAUACGGUUCGAUCCGGCUACGGUGGAUUUGACGUCGAGGUUCACCGGCGGGAUCCAGACCGAUACGAACUCAUCGUCCUUGGUUGACUUCCGACCGGCGAAGGAAAUUCUGAAUCUCGAUCUUAAUCUGGCUCCGCCGGUUGAUGCUUAAUUUCUCCGCUAAUUUAGUCUUUUUCAAUUAAUUUUUUUGGGAUUUAAUUUUGUUAGAGAUUUAGAAAGGGGAAAAAAAAAUUAACAUGCUGGAAAUAGGGUACUGUUUAUUUCUCUCUCUCUUUUUUCUUUUUUUUUGUCUUUUUUUGUGGCAGCUUGAGAGAUGUUGUAAUUCAAUGUUGAAUCUCGUAAGUGCUAUUGUAAAAAUGCUGUAAGAAAAGAAGUGUAACCUUCAAUUUUAAAGUUGGAACUAAUAGAAAAAAUGUUCCUUAUCAACCAAUUAACUCCGAA
Molecule: messenger RNA, 1007 nt
Organism: Cucumis sativus (cucumber)
Lineage: Eukaryota; Viridiplantae; Streptophyta; Magnoliopsida; Cucurbitales; Cucurbitaceae
Product: ethylene-responsive transcription factor 4
Exons: 1
Coding region: 88-717 (209 amino acids)
Biological process (GO): regulation of DNA-templated transcription
Molecular function (GO): DNA binding; DNA-binding transcription factor activity
Source: RefSeq, a predicted model, not a curated record